Messenger RNA from Pyrgilauda ruficollis (rufous-necked snowfinch), 2559 nucleotides. RefSeq names its product prospero homeobox 2 (gene PROX2). Gene Ontology annotation, cellular component: nucleus. NCBI's taxonomy places the organism in Eukaryota, Metazoa, Chordata, Aves, Passeriformes, Passeridae. Gene Ontology annotation, molecular function: RNA polymerase II cis-regulatory region sequence-specific DNA binding; DNA-binding transcription factor activity, RNA polymerase II-specific. Gene Ontology annotation, biological process: regulation of transcription by RNA polymerase II. The transcript has 6 exons. The record is from RefSeq and is a predicted model, not a curated record.
AUGAGGUCAUCUCACCAUCCCAAACAGGAAAACGAGUCCACAAGGGGAAAUUGCUCCUCUGGGCCGCUGCCCACCCGGGCAGCCAGGCACCUGGCGGCCCUGGCCUGUGCGGCGGCAGGGCCUCGGCGGGCGGCAGGCGGCACGGAAGGUGGCCGGACGCUGCUGCUGGGCCUGACCCGCUGGGUGUCCAUCUGCAUAUUCAGGAGUCGUUCCCAGCUGGUUGGCUGCCUCGGGCCUCCCCACUCCCUCUUUAAAGGCCUGAGCGCGGCGGGAGGACCGGCACGGCGGCACCGCGCUCCCGGCGCUCGGCUCGGCUCGGCUCGGCACAGAGUGCUCGGACAGCACGCUGCUCCCUGCACGGCUGUGCCACCGAGGAGCGCCCAGGGAGCCCGUGAGCGGUGGCUCAGUUCUGGAGAAGGAACACUGCCUUCGUCUUCUGGGCAUCUUCGGCCCGUUCCUGUCUUUUUCUUCAGCACUAGCAGGCUGAAACAUCAAACACCUGGGAAGCCUACCAGUCUGUCCAGGCAGGAAGAAGAUAUGAUGGACAGCAGGACUGGCUUUGAGCAGGAUAGAGACUGUGCCACUUCAGGGGAUGGCCAGGGGCUGAAAUUGGAGCCCUGUUUCCAGACUGACUCUCUCUUGCCAACCCCCAGUGCAUCCCUGAUACCACAGCUCCUCAGCCACACAAUGGUUGGCAGGAACCUGGAUCCCACCAUUCUUUUCCGUUCCUCUCAGGCAGUGGCCUUGCCUUAUGACUACAAAUGUGAUGCAUGUCCUGGAGAAGAAGCACAAGCCCUGGCUUUCCCCAGGCCCCGUGCCCCAGCUCCCGUGCCCUGUGCUGGGGAUGGGGACCAGCUCUCCAACCAGCACCCACGGGAGCAGCUCUGUGACCAGCACUUACGAGCCAAGCGGGCCAGGGUGGAGAGCAUCAUCCAGGGCAUGAGCCUCCCACCAACUCCGCAGGCAUUUGACAUGAGCCUGGAGGCAGCUUUUAGGCAGGAGAGGGAAAGGGGUGGUGAGAUGCUACAGGAGAGCAAGAGGAAGCCAAGGGUGCCCCAGCAGAGCACGGGGGCAGCUGGAAGUGUGGCUCCCACAGGGCACAGCUCCCAUGCCAAGGGCUGUCAGCAGCUGAAGGAGCAGCUCUGCUUUUUAGAGCAGCAGCUGAGGUGGCUUCAGGAGAAGUUCUACCAAGUCUGUGACUCUGAGGAUGCUGCCCAAACACAGGAAGAUUCUGAGAAAGUGCAGCCACUGCCUGGAAAGCCUGAAGACAGACUGAACAAGGACAGGGCCACUUCCACCAGCAACCCACGCAAAGUGCCUCUCAGGAGGAGUGUCCUGGAGGUGUGUGGGCUGGAGGAGGUGGAGGACAGAGGUGACACAGGUGGCCUGCCCUUGGCAGUGAGGGUACUCUCGCAGGCACUGAAGCACGAGCUGUCUGUGGUGACAUCCCAGGUAGUGGACUCUGUCCUGAAGACUGUCUGGCCAAAGGCAGACAGCCACAUCCAGAAGCAGCACCACAGCCUUCCGAUGCUGGGGCCAGAUGCCAGGAGAGAGUAUUCUGCUGGUGGGAAAUGCAGAAAGCCACUUGGUAAGCCAUCUCCCAUGAAUGCACCAGGCUCCCUGGGCUCACCCCAGGCUGAGGUCCUGCCAGGAGCUUUGGGGAAGAGUCUGGGUUCUUAUGCUGCCUCCUUCAAGUCAAAGGGGGUCAGAAAAUCCUCUCGGGUACCCAGCAUGGGUUAUUCACUGGGCUCAGCCACCCCUGUCCAGCACAGCCAGCUGCUGAGCCAGCUGUUGGGCUAUGGCCAGCACAGCCUCUGGGGCAGCAACUCUCCUGAGAGCCCAUCUGCUCUGGAGAGGGGUUGUCCAGAGCCCCUCAAGUUGCCCUGGGAAACUGUUAAACUGAGGUCAUCGAUUGUGAGACAGCACCAUCCCCUGCCCCUGGGCCCUGCCAGCAUGGAGAGCCUGGCACUACUGCCAGCUGGCAGGGAUGGCCACGGUGAGCUGCCAGCUGCAAGUGAUGGAGCACCCUUUGCCUCGACCCACAUAUCCUUUGGGGGCAGCUAGAGGCAGAUGCAGGAGGCGCUGACCCCAGGGCACCUGAAGAAGGCCAAGCUGAUGUUUUUCUUCACCCGCUACCCCAGCUCCACUCUGCUGAAGACCUACUUCCUUGAUGUGCAGUUCAGCCGCUGCAUCACCUCCCAGCUCAUCAAGUGGUUCAGCAACUUCCGUGAGUUUUACUACAUCCAGGUGGAGAAGUUUGCCCGGCAGGCACUGCUGGAGGGUGUUGUGGAUGCUUGCACUCUCCAGGUCUCCCGGGACUCAGAGCUCUUCCGUGCCCUCAACAUGCACUACAACAAGGGGAAUGACUUUGAGGUGCCAGGGCGGUUCCUGGAGGUGGCCAGCCUGACACUGCAGGAGUUCUUCAGUGCCGUCAGGGCAGGCAAGGAUGCCGACCCCUCCUGGAAGAAACCCAUUUACAAAAUCAUUUCCAAACUAGACAGUGACAUCCCAGAAGGGUUCAAAGCUGCUGGCUGCUCCCAAGAAUUGCUCCACAGCUGA